AUGUCCAACGUUCCCCAGGACAUGCUCGAUGGGAUAUCUGGUGCCCUUGCAAAAGAGGGUGACGUGCUACAGUUGAUCCUAGUCGCUUUCAUCGGUCUAUCAUGCUACAAUGUCGCCGAGCUAGUUGUCCUCGUCCCAGCCACAUUCCGCAGGUGGCGUGGGCUCUAUUUCUGGUCCCUGCUGGUCACGGGAGUGCUCGGUGUCGUACCAUACUCAAUCGGUUUCUUGAUGAAGUUCUUCACUCACACUGACUCCGUGUUGUCGGUCACCGUCCUGUCUAUCGGCUGGUGGACUAUGGUCACUGGUCAGUCUGUGGUGCUGUACUCACGACUCCACCUUGUGUUACGAGAUGAGCGCAUGUUGCGCCGUGUAUUACACCUCAUCGUCGCAAAUGUCAUUCUCCUACAUGUGCCCACAACGAUCCUCACCUACGGCGCGAACAUAAUCCACAGCGGCGACGCCGCCUGGGUGAAUGGAUACAAUGUUAUGGAGAAGAUCCAGCUGACCGGGUUCACGAUCCAAGAGAGUCUGCUGUCAACGCUGUAUGUGAUUGAGACCGUUAAGCUUCUCCGUCUUGGGGCAGAUGUGACUUCGCGCCCGGAUGCCCGGACCAUCAUGUACCAGCUGAUCGGGAUCAACUGCGUGAUCAUAGGGUUGGAUCUAUUGCUUUUGGGCCUCGAAUACGCCAAUUUUUACGCUGUACAAAUCACACUGAAGGGAUUUGUGUACUCGCUCAAACUCAAGCUUGAAUUUGCUGUGCUUGGUCGCCUGGUAGAUCUCAUCCAGGGGUCCCGACAUCCUAUUUCUAUCGCUAUUGCUGAUACAUUGCCUCUUUGCUCAGUGCAAAGGCCGCCUGAGACGCCGGAUCAAAGUGAGGAUACGCCUUAUGAUCAGGCUGAGCCGAAGAACUUCUUGUCUCCGCCGGACGGAGGCCAAGUUGUUCAGAGGAGGAUGUUUGUGGAGUCUGGGAGGAGAUCUUCGUUAGCAACAUGA
Penicillium coprophilum is the source of this 993-nucleotide messenger RNA. RefSeq lists its product as uncharacterized. The record is from RefSeq and is a predicted model, not a curated record. The transcript has a single exon. Lineage: Eukaryota; Fungi; Ascomycota; Eurotiomycetes; Eurotiales; Aspergillaceae. The coding region runs from base 1 to 993 and encodes 330 amino acids.